AGUGCUGUUUGUCUUUCAGUUUCGUUUCUUGUUCAGUUGCUGUUCCUGCUCUCAGUGAUGGCGGCUGCUGAUCUGAGAGACGAGCUGAGCUGCUCCAUCUGCCUGAGCAUUUAUACUGAUCCUGUAUCCCUGCCGUGUGCCCAUAACUUCUGCCGGGGCUGUAUUGGGAGGGUGCUGGGCACCCAGGAGGGAUCUGGGCCUUAUUCCUGCCCUGAAUGCAGACAGGAGUUUAAGGAGCGCCCUGCCCUGCCCAGGAACAGAACUCUGGGGAACAUAGCAGAGCGAUUCCUUUCUGCUCAGCCCGAGCCGGGGGACACUGGGAUUCCCUGCACCUACUGUGACUCCCAUGUACCUGCUGUUAAAUCCUGUCUCCUGUGUGAGGCUUCUGUGUGUAAUAAGCACCUGAGGAUGCACAGCAAGUCAGCGAAACACGUCUUAAUAGAACCCACAAUGGACAUGGGGGACAAGAAAUGCUCCGUCCAUGAUGAACCCCUGAAAUAUUACUGCUGGGAGGAGUCUGUCUGUGUCUGUGUGUCCUGCUGUCUGGCCGGAGAGCACAGGGGCCACAGGGUGGAGCUGCUGAGUGAGGCCUCUGAGAAGAAGAAAGAGACACUGAGGAAAGUUGUGGAGAAACUGAGGCCAGAGAGAGAGGAGACUGAGAGAGGAGCCCAGAGACUGCAGGAGCGCAGGAGAGAAGUGGCAGAAAAAGCAGCCGGUGAGACAGAGAGAGUCACUGCCCUGUUUAGAGACAUCAGGGAACAGCUGGAAGCCCUAGAGAAGCGACUCCUGAGUGACAUCUCCAGCCAGAAAGAGAAGCUCUCACUCACACUCACUGAUCUGAUGGAGCAGCUGGAAAUAAAGAAGGACGAGCUGUCCAGGAAGAUCCGUCACAUUGAGGAGCUGUGCAACAUGGCAGAUCCACUCACUGUCCUACAGGAACGGGAAUCACAUGGAGCUGCAGAUAAUGAGGGGGGCAGAGAGAGACAUGAUAUAAAGGUCCCUGCUGUAGGGGAUCUGGAUGUGGAUAUGAUCUCAGAGACAUUACUCACAGGCUUAGCUGCCAUUGGGACUGGGGUAAAGGGAAGGAUCUAUGGGCAGGAGGCUACAGACCUGUUACUGGAUAUAAACACGGCUCAUAAUCGUGUAUCUGUAUCAGGGGACAGGAAAUCUGCUUCCUACUCACUAACAGAACUACAUUAUCCACAAUCCCCAGCGAGAUUUCAGAAUUGGGAGCAGACUUUAAGCAGCAGGAGUUUCUCCUCAGGGCGACAUUACUGGGAAGUGGAGGUCAGUGAAUCAGGGGUGUGGGAGGUAGGGGUGGCCUAUCCCAGUAUAGAGAGGAGAGGGGGUCAGUCCUGUAUUGGGAGAAAUAACAAGUCCUGGUGUUUGUACAAAUGGUUUAAUAACAGAUAUUCAGUGAGACAUGACAGUAAAAGGACAGAUUUAUCCCACGUCUCUUCCUGCAGGAGAAUCAGGAUCUCAUUGGACUAUGAGGCCGGACGUCUGUCCUUUUAUGAGCUGAGUGAGCCAAUCAGACACUUACACACCUUCACUGCCACAUUCACUGAGCCCCUUCAUGCUGCAUUCUGGGUCGGGAGGGAUUCCUGGGUGAGAAUCAUUAGUUAGUAUC
Xenopus laevis (African clawed frog) is the source of this 1630-nucleotide messenger RNA. RefSeq names its product E3 ubiquitin/ISG15 ligase TRIM25-like. The coding region runs from base 58 to 1626 and encodes 522 amino acids. NCBI's taxonomy places the organism in Eukaryota, Metazoa, Chordata, Amphibia, Anura, Pipidae. The record is from RefSeq and is a predicted model, not a curated record. The transcript has a single exon.